CUAGGCUCAACACGUGCGCUAAACGUAAUCGCUAUCGAAAUUUGUAUUUGCAACAUGGAAAUAGGCGAAGAGUUACGAAUAUGGCUGCAAGACACGAACAAAGCGUACACAGCACGCCUGGAAUUCGCAAUUAAAGUCUGGCAAUCACUGGACUUUGUGUAUGUAAACAAACACGAAGUCGUUUGCAAAUGGCUCGCAGAGACGAUCGCCGAGCAGGUGGAACUGCCCGUGGAGCAGCUGCAGCAACUGUUCAGCCUGCGUGCUCAGCCGGGUCUGGUAAGUGUCGCCACAAAAUCGGCAUUAAUUGAAUCGAUCUUGCAAUGCAUCGACAAAGCAGCUCCAGCCGAGGCAAAGGCGCAUCCACAGCUGCUGCAAUGCCUACUCAACUUUGAGCUGGUGCAGGAUGCACUGCGUGCCGACUACGAUCUGGUCAUGAGAAGCUAUGGCACACUCUUCAGCUGCUACGAGCGACAGCUGCUGAUUGUUAAUGUAAACGAGCCAAAGCCGCGACAUGCUGACUUUAUGCUGCCUCUGCUGCAGCAGCUGCGCGACUAUGUGCAACGAGCCCAGCAUCAGGAGCGUCUGCUUAAGGCGUAUGUGGGUGGGGCACUACAGCCGCUAUGCCAGCUAUUGCUACAGCUGCGAGAGCAUGGAUUUUGCUGCUUCGAACAGCUAGCCGCCUUGGAGAUGCAGCUGACCGAGCAUCUGGAUAUAAGUGCUGCAUGCGAUCUAAUGUCUGAGCAGCCCUUGCAUGUGCAUAUGCUAGUAAUGGAAUGUGCGCUGCUCAACCAUCGCUACAGUCCGCAAAAGCUAUACAAAUUGAUAACUCGAAUCGUAAAACAUCAAAGCUCGGACAAGAAGGAUGAAGACGGCAAUGUAGUGCAGACCAAGUGCAAGAAUAGCUCCUUGGCUCUACUAUUGACCACACAUGCAUUGGAGGCUCUGCGUCGCCACAACAUCCAGCUCAACUUUCCCGAUAAGAUCAAGCACACGGGCAUCAUCUAUGUAAGCAAGGAGUUGAUCGGCCUCGUCCGCAACAAUCGGGAUCAGCAGCUGGGUAAGGUGCUGCAGCUGCUCUGUGCGGCGUUGCGUCUUAAUCCAUUGCUGGUGGAACCGAAUGUCUAUCAGUUUACCAUUUGGAUGAUGUGCGCGAUCAAGCGUAACGAUCUGGAGCUGCAACUGUAUUCCGAUUAUCUCGUCCUGCUGCUGGACAUGUGCCGACGCAUGAGUCGCACCGAACGCUUUGUUAUGAACGUGCUGAAAUCACUGCGCGAAUGGCUGCACAAAUACGAACUGCCCAACUGGGAGACGGGCAAGCGCAGUCGCCAAGAGCCACAGCAGACCGAGACCGAGACCGCGAAGGAGCAGCAGCAAGUGGAUAGCUAUGUGCAGCUCCUAUUCAAACAGAAUUGCAACUCGCAUUCAAAUGUAAUCGGCUAUAGUACGGAUGCCUUGGCACAGACCUGGCCAAGCGCCACAGCCGGCGCCGCCUUCAUUCGGCUGAUCAGUCAGCUCAUGUCCAAGCCGUCGAUUGUCAUCUGGAAAAGUAUUUUGCACAGCUUUGCCGAGCUGCUGGAGCCGAAUACAAAGGCCGUCCUGCCGUGCAAUCUAAAUUUUGCCAUCGAGCUGCAGGCGACGUUGCUUUCGCAAUACUUGCUCGGCACUCGGCUAGUGGAGCAUGUGCAGCAGCAUCAUCUGGAAGUGGAGCAACAGCGCAAGCACACUGUUCAAGUUCUUCAGCAAUUCGGACGCCACUUGCUGUCGCUGGAGCACAAUCGACGCACGAUGAACGUCUUCCUGGAGUGUGUGGAGCGUGCGAAUAACUUUGAUCUGCUCCUGGCCUACUAUUGGCCAGAUGGCUUGGCACCGAUGCAAUCGGACCCGGCGCUGCCGCAGCUCCAGCGUUUUCUCUCCAGCGACGAAUGGGAGCUGAUACAGCAGCGAGUGCAUAACUUUGGCAAAUCUGUGUGCCGACAGCGCUUGCAGCGUCUCGAGCUGCAGCUCACACAAGCCGGCUGGCUACUCCUGCCCAAUCAGCGGCUGGAGCCGUGUCCGGAUGCAUUGGUGCAGCUGCUGCCACAGCAGCUCUUCAGCCACCUGACACGUGCCCAAAAAGAAAUGCGAUUGCAGCAGCAGCAACAGCAGCAGUUGCCCCAUCUUCUGGAGGAUGUCGAGUGCGUGGAGCUGCUGACCAUGCAGCUGCUGCAGCAGUUUGUUGACAGCUUGAAGCUGGCCAAGAUCAAGGGCAGCCUGUUGGCCAAACAGCUGCCACAGGCGACAGAUGAAACAGCCCUGGCACUAACACUGCGCGAGAGCUGUGAGAGCACAAAGCAACCUGCGCUGCCGCCUGCAUCCACGCAAGAGCUAAUUGAUGCACUGCAGCAGCUGCCGCUGGCACAGCUGCAAAGCAGCAUCAAGCUACGCCUCUGGCUGCUCAUCUUCACGCUCUACCAGGAUGUGCGACGGGCCCAACUGUUGCAGCUAUCCAAUCAGCUGCUCGAUCAGCUCAUAGAUCUUUUGCAUUUUGGUCAACCUUUGCCGCUGUGCAGCCAUCUGCCAGAGCUGUCGCAGCUAUUGCAGCUGGUGCCGCUCAAUUCCAACUCCAGUGCCUGGCGUUUCUAUGAGAUGUUCUUUGGUCGCUGCAUACGUCGCCUGACGCCCGGCAGCGAUGUCUUUCUGGCUAGCUGUGCCUCGCUCUUCCGCGAGCAGCUGCCACAACUGUCUGCCUCGCACUGCCGCCUGCUGCUGCUCGCCAUUGAGACGCUGGCCAGCGGCACCGGCAUGCAGGCGAGACGCAUGCAGCGUCAUCUGCAGCCGCUGCUCGAGAUCUAUGGCCAGUUUGUCAGUCACAAGUUUCGCUCGCACAAAAAAUCGCCCGCCGUCUACAAGGAGUUUGUGCAACAGACACUCAGUGGCUAUGCCAUCUAUCUGAGCAGCUGCAUCAACCGUGCGGCCAAACAGCAGAAGGAGAAUGUCGACGAGGCUAAGCUGCCGGCCACAGCGGAUGCUGUGCAGGCCAUCGAUGAGAACUUUAGACGUAUUUGCAAAAUUUACAUAGGACAUUCGCUGAAUUAUCGUAAUGCCCAUGCCAUACGUCUGCUGAAUGUGGCCUUAACGCAUCGUCAGCUGUUGCAUUUGGACCUGGACGAGAUCGAGUUUGUGCUGGACAGCUAUUGGCGGCAAUUGAAUGUGGAUAUUGCAGCCAGCUCAGCGCUGGACAUGUCCAGCAUUGAACCCGCCGUCAAGCUAAUCAUUGGCUAUAAGACGAAUGAGGAUUUCUUGCUGCUGCUGCGACGACUGGCACAGCAGCUGGAUGAGAUGCAGCGGCCAGAGACACCAGCGCAGCAUACGAGCCUGCAAAAUGUGCUCGUCCUGGUGACGCUCUUUGCCAAAUGCUCGCUGAGCAGCAUCAAGGGAGCGAUGCUCAAUGAGCAGUUUGAGCUAAUCAGCGGCAAUGUUUCGUUGCGUCUGCCAGCGCUGGGUGAUCCCGCCUAUUGCAGUCAUGUGCUACGCCUGCUGGAGGCACAGCGUGCCUUGGCCAGCAAUCGAACUGUGCCGCUGACUGGCGAAACCCUGGACUCGAUGCUGGGCAGCAUGUUGGAUCUGAAUAUCAAGCGUUUCAUUACGGCCGGCGGCAGCUGGUUGGACUUUCGCCAGCUGCACGCUUUGCUGUCCGAGAACUGUUUGCUUCUGUUGCGCCAACAUGCCACACUCAUGUCGGAUCGUGCCGCACAGCUGAGUGCCAUCUGCCAGGAUCUGGUGCAAUCGAUUGUCUGCUAUCGCAGCGAGCGCAAACAUGCGCAAAGUCUGACGGACGACGAGCUGGACGGCCUGGCCGAAUUGGCACUGAAGCUAGUGACGCUCAUGGCGGGCAUUGCAGCGGGUCCACAGGCCUUGGCCAUGAAGCGUGUGGCACCGUUUCUGCUCAUCUUUACCAUUAAGCAAAUGAUUGGCACCGAGCGACCCACGACGCUCUUCGAGAAGGUCAAAUUGCACUUGGAUCGCUUUUGUCACGAGCUAAUCUCGAUCUGUGAUCAUCGCUCGGGUCACUUCAUACUGCGCGCCAGCAGCGAGGCAGGCGCACGCAUGUAUCAGAGCCUGGUCAAGGAGCACGACAAAUACCACAAGUUCCGUGGAAAGGUGUGAGGAGGAGACGCAAGCAGUAUCAAGGCUUGGGCUUAUAGAGA
Molecule: messenger RNA, 4187 nt
Organism: Drosophila hydei
Lineage: Eukaryota; Metazoa; Arthropoda; Insecta; Diptera; Drosophilidae
Exons: 7
Coding region: 55-4146 (1363 amino acids)
Source: RefSeq, a predicted model, not a curated record